This is a messenger RNA of Gloeophyllum trabeum ATCC 11539, 432 nucleotides long. Its product is annotated as PLAC8-domain-containing protein. The transcript has 3 exons. The coding region runs from base 1 to 432 and encodes 143 amino acids. The record is from RefSeq and is a predicted model, not a curated record. NCBI's taxonomy places the organism in Eukaryota, Fungi, Basidiomycota, Agaricomycetes, Gloeophyllales, Gloeophyllaceae.
AUGUCCUUCGCACCCGCCGGGGGUAAUCGCAACUCCAAGAACCUCCCUUUCAACUCAGACGGCGAACGUGAAUGGAGCAAUGGCAUCUGUGGCUGCUUCGACUCCUUCGGCACCGCCUGCUUGGCAUGCUGGUGCCCAUGCAUCGUCUACUCGCGUAACAAAUCGCGAGUAGAAUACCUCGAGAAGAAGGGCGUCGCGCACCCGGACGGGGGUGAUUCUUGCACGGGCGAUUGUUGUUGCUACAGUGCCCUUGGAAUGUUCGGGUUUGGAUGGGUCCUUCAGACGGGUACGCGUGCAGCCAUCCGGGCCCGGUACCGUAUCAGCGGUGGCGGGUGUGGCGAUUGCUGCACGGUAUGGUGCUGUACCUGCUGCGAGCUCACGCAAGAGUCGCAGGAGCUUGAGUUGGAGGAGCAGAGUCUCAUGCACCAUUAG